AUUUUUGCAUUUCUUGCAGAAGAAUAAAUAAAUUAAAAAAAAAAGAUAACUUGUGGCAAAACUUCAGGUUGAUCAUAAAGCCUAUGUAUAAGAAACGCAUAGAUCUGCAUUAAGUUAUCAGAACACAUGUUUUACAAAUGCUGAUGGUGAUUUUUUUUUUUAAAUAUUUUAUGAUGAUGUUUUUCUGUAUAAAGGCAGAUAGAAAAUAUAAUCUCCUAUUGACUGGUUUAUGCUGAUUUGGUAAUGACAUUAUGUUGACUUCCCUGUUUUUUGGCUUGUUUGUUGGCAUUGCUACGGCUGAAUAUGGAUGGGAACCGGGCACACAAUAUAGUUAUAGUGUCAGAGGAAGAACUGUUACAGGACUUCAUCAGAUUGCAAACCAAUUCACUGGAGUGUUGAUGCAAGCAAAGCUUACUAUUCAAGCUAAAUCUGAUUCUACGCUUAGUCUCCAAAUCAUAGGAGCUAAAUAUGCCGAAAUACACAGAAAUCUUAGCAAUGGUUGGGAUACAUACAUUCCAGAUGAAUCACUUGAUUAUAUGAAACUACAUUUACAUAGUGGAGCAUUUGAGCUUUAUCUUGAUGAUGGCAUUAUUAAAGAAAUGAUUGUGGAUCAAAGUAUACCUACUUGGGAGUUAAAUGUUCUAAAAAGUAUUGUUAGCUUACUACAAGUUGAUGUACAAGCAGAAAAUGUCAUAAAAUCUAGAUUGAAUCUGAUUCCAAAUUCUGAUUUAAGCUUAGGUACUUAUAAAACUAUGGAGGAUUCAGUCAAUGGAGUCCAUGAAACAAUUUAUGAUAUUUCUGAAAUCCAACAAUACGCCUUACAAAGCCAACAUCAGUUGUUACCUUUGCCCCAUUCACUAGGUAAAGGCAAAGUAUUCGAAAUUGUUAAAAAUAGAAACUUUUCUAAUAGCAAUCAGCAUGUGGUGUAUCAUUCUGGAUUAGAUGGCCAAACUAAUUGGAAACCAGGCUCCAAUCAAAUGGGAAAAUUCCUUACUCGUACAUCAAUGAGCCAGAUAAUAAUUUCAGGGAAUCGUAAACACUACACUAUACAAUCUUCAACAACUAUUGAUAAGAUAAUUGUAGCGCCUCAUUUAUACAAUAAACAAAAAGGAAUGGUUGGAAGCAAAUUUAAUCUUACACUUGAGUCUGUCAAUUCAAUUAAAUUACCUUUUCCAGUUGUUAGUAACCCAAGGCCAAUAAGAAAUUUGGUUUAUGAGUAUAAUCCCAAUAGUUCAACAAGUAAAAAGAUGAAAGAAGGGCUAUCUGACUUUAAGCUUGAUGGCAGUCUUGACUUUAAAUCUUCUCAAGUGAUUUCAGAUGAAUUAAGUUUUUUGUCUACUUCCAAAUUAUCAGAAGCAUCCCCUUUAGAUUAUGUUACUUUUACUGGUGAAACAAAAAAUGAACAUGAUGUUUUGAAUAGUACUCAAAAUAUUAUUAGACUUGCUCGUGAAAUUGGCCAAGGUAUUGUUUCUCCAAACGCCUUGACUGGAGAGAGAACCUUAAAUAAAUUCUCUCUGUUAGUUCGUUUAACAAGAACUAUGUCAACUGAACAGUUAAAAGAAGUUUCUGAAAAUAUCUAUUACCCCUAUUUAAAAACUAGGAAAGCUAACAGUUUAGAAAUUGCCCGUAACUAUCAAGCAUGGAUAUCUUUUCGUGAUGCAGUAGGUCAAUCUGGAACUGGACCUGCUCUUAUGAGUAUUAGAGAAUGGAUAGUUUCGAAAAAAGUUGUUGGAGAAGAAGCUUCUCACCUAAUUAUGUCAUUAUCCAAAACAGCAAAGUAUCUGACAGCUGAUUACAUUGAUUAUUUCUUUGACAUGUUGAAUGAUGAAUUAAUCAAGAAUCAUGUUUCAUCAAGAACAAGUGCAGUUCUGUCAUUUACUGAAAUAAUUAAUAAAGCAUUAGUUAAUCAAAAAUCUUCUGAAAAGAAUUAUCCUGUGCAUUUUUUGGGAUCCGUUAAAGCUAAAAAUGUCAGUGCAAUACUUGAAAAAUAUAUCUCUUAUUUUCAAAAGAAGUUACACGAAUCUGUAAACCAGAAGAAUUCGGUUGAUAUUCAAUUGUAUAUUCGAGCACUCAACAACAUAGCUCAUCCUUACACCCUCAAAGUAUUUAAACCUUAUCUUGAAGGAAAAACCACCAUUUCUAAAUUCCAAAGAUUCACAAUAAUUGCAUCUAUGGACAAACUUGUUAAAACUUAUCCUAAUCUAGCUCGCACAGUUUUGUUUAGAAUCUAUAGCAACAUGGCUGACACGCCCGAAAUUCGGAUAGCAGCUGUAAUGCAGUUCAUAAAAACAAAUCCUCCAGUUCUUAUGCUUCAAUCCAUGGCACAGCAGACUAACUUUGAUCUGAACAAACAGGUUAAUGCUGCUGUGAAAUCAGCUAUAGAAAGUUAUGCAAAACAAGAAGUAAAUCAAUAUAAUAAAGAAAUGGUUCAGAAAGCAAAAGCUGCUGUAAAUAUGCUGGCUGCUGAGAAUUAUGGUUUACACUAUUCAAGGAAUUUCAUAAAUUCAUUUAUUGUAAAAGAACGAAAUUUAGCCUAUAAACAUCAUUUAGCUUAUAUUCAAAGUGCUGAUAGCAUAUACCCCAGUUCGUUUUUUUAUCAUUUGAAAAAUAACAUAGGAGGUUACAAACACAAUUCAAUUGAAAUGAACUUUGUAACAUCAAGUACAAGCAAACUUAUCGAUCUUUUAUAUAAUGGAUUUUUCGGGAAUGAUAAUAAGAAACAGAGAAGAGAAAAGAGAAUUAAUUUAUCAAACUCAAAAUGGUCUCUAAAUAAUAUUUAUGAUUCUCUUAACUUUAAAAAAGAAGAAAAUGAACAACUGGAAGGCCAUAUUUUAGCGACUGUACUGGGUGUUAAAAGAUAUUUUUCUUUCGAUAAUAAUACCCUACAAAAUAUUCCGAAAAAUGUUGCUGGAAUUGUGACCGAUAUGAUGAAUAACAGAAGGUUUAAUUUUACAAAUCUUUACAAUGAGUACUCUAUGGAAAUUGUGUUUCCGACAACUAUGGGUUUUCCUUUCAUUUAUACUUUGGAAACUCCAACACUUGUUAAUUUUGGUCUUCAGUUGACUGGAGAUGGACGUACUACACCACUUGGUAGCCAUUCUGCUGUCCAUACUGAUGACUUGAGUCUUAGUGGAAAUUAUAAUAUUCUUUAUUCUACUCAUAAGGAAGGGAAAAUAGGAUUUGUUACACCUUAUAAUGGUAAAAUGUACACAACUGGCUUGGAAAGGAAUAUUCAUGUGCACAUAACAAUAAAAGUGGAUGUUAAUAUAAAUGUAAAACAACCUAAAAUCAAUGUUACUUUAGAACCCAUAGAUAAAAAUGAGGCACAAAAGGUAUUUGAAUAUAGCACUAGAGCAUCCACAUCAAUGCAAGAUUCUAAUAAGAUUAAUUCAUUGAUGGCUAGAAAAGAUGUCCUGUUGGUUCAUAAUGAGCCUAUUAAAGUUGUCCAACAAACAUUCGGAAAAGAAAAAUAUGGUUUCUCUUUUGAUAUUAAAAUGGAAACUGACAAAAACAAUCUUGGGCUUAACUAUAUUUAUAAUCACCUUAAAGGUCAUGAUGUGAUAUCAUUAGCAUCAUUUAUUGACUCAUUAGAUGGAAUAAACAACCAUAACUACUCCAUUACUUUUAAUCCACAGAAUAGUUGGUCUAAAAAGAUGGAACUUUCCCUUUCAUAUAACAAAACUGAUAGUACCAAAACUUCUGUACCCACAAGCUCACAUGAAAGAGAAUCCCAUAAAGGUCCUAGCUUGGAAAAUAAAGAAUCUUACCGAACAGAACUUUUUAAAAAUGUUGCAGUAAAUAUAAAAGAUCCUCAAACAAACUUUAUUCAAUUAAAAAUGUCCUUUAAAGGUCUAUAUGAUACUGAGUAUGAACUAUUACUUGCUUCUUCUAACAGUUUUAAAUCAAACAUUACAAGAAUUUUAGCUUUUAUGAAGAAUUCGACAACAACACACAUGGAACCCAAAAGUUAUGUGGGUGCUCUUGAAUUGACUACAUUAAUGCCCAGAAUCCAACUAGUAAAACAUGGAAUCAGUUUAAACCCUCUUUCCCCUUCUAAAGUUAAGGGAAGAUUCAUUUUUGGUGAGCGACCUCCGUACAAAAGUCAUAUUAUGUUGCAAGGUGACCUUUAUACAAGUCUAGAAAGGCUUAAGUAUCUUAAAAAACAUCCACUGGGAAUUUUGUGUGAGAAGCAAAUUCAAAUGGGUUAUAAAAUACAAGCUGCCUGCAGAAACGUGACUCGCAGAAUGAAUUAUCUUGAUAAGUAUCAAUUCAGAAUCAACUAUCAACACAUUCCAAAUGAUUUCAAGAACAUGGUAUAUAAGAUUUAUAGAUAUAUAAAUCAUCUUUGGUAUGAUUAUAACACCGAGACUGUAAAUUUCAUGGAUAAUGGAGAAAAUAUAGAUGUUAAAAUCGACUUUGGCAAAAAUCUUCUCUCUAGUAAUUUAUCUAUUACUACAUCUGACUUUUCAGACAAGUAUGUAAAUGUUCCUAUUCAUGAAUGGGUUCGUCCAUUAGUCGUUUUACACCCUCAAUACAACAUGAUGGAACGUUUAGGUCAUAGAAUUAUGGUUGGACAGGAAUCACCAACAUGUACAUAUGAUAAAGACCAAAUUACUACGUUUGAUAAUAGGACAUAUUAUGUCAAUUUGGGAGAUAAAUAUCAUAUUUUAACACAGUAUAUUCCUAAAAAUCAUGGUUUUGACAAAAAUGAAAAUGAUGAAUAUUUUAGUAUAAUUGCUGGCCAACGCUCGUUGCAACUAUUGGACCUAAGGAUAAUAGUUGGUGAUGAUGUUCUAGAAGUAACACAGGUUGGCGAUGAUUCAUUAUUAAACUUCAUUUAUAAUGGAAAAAGAAUAAUUAUUUCAGAUGACAUGAAAGAAUUACAUGACUACAGGGGAAGUGUUGUUUUGAAAUUGUUUUCACUUCCUGAGGGAGCAGUGAGAUUAGUUGCUGAAAAGAACGGAUUUGAAAUAAUUCAUCAUGGAAACCAUGUAACAGUCAUAGUCAGCAACAAAUUCAGGAAUAAAUUAUGGGGCCUUUGUGGCAAUUUUGAUGGAGAAAUAUAUAAUGAGUUUACAACUCCUCAGAAUUGUAUAACAAGUGAUAGAAAACAGUUCAUAGCCAGUUAUGAGUUCCUUAAUAAAACAAUUAAAGGAGUGACCCGGAAUAGUGAAUGCUAUAAACGAAAAUACAUAUUUGGAACAAUUGUUAAUGAAGAAGAAGUUAAUAAAUAUAUUGAUAAGGAGAGAAAAAUAAAUUGCGAAGAAACAAUAAAAAAAAGAUUGCUCAAAGAGAUGAUUGAAGCAUCAACUACUUAUAAUCCAUAAAAAAAAAAUGCAUGCUAGCCUGUAAUUUCUAGCAUCAGAAAAUUUCAAAUGUAUUGUAUAUGUAUAUAUUUUGAUUAAUUAUUAGUAUUUUUCAGUGGAAUUAUAUUUGUUUAAUCAACAUUAAUUGUCUUUCUUCCCUCACAUAAUUUCAAUCCUAGAAAAAAUAAUUAUUAUUAGACCCAAAAGAUAAGAAGGAAUAUCAAUUUUCCAAAUAACCAUACAAGUUUUCAUUCUCCUGACUUUUAUAAUCAUUUUAUUGGAAGACUAAUAAUACAAUUUGCCACAGUCAAGGGCAUUGGGCAUUAAGGCUCUAUGUGUACAUUCAUACUAUUAUAUACAAAUCAAGAAAAAAUAAAUAAAAAUAAAACAUCUAAGUAAAAAAUAUAUACAAUAAAAUAAUAACAAAAAUAUAAGAUACUUGUAAAAAAAAAAUACAUUAAAAGGAUAAAAUAGAAAAAAAAAUACAUUAGAAGGAUUGAAGAAUCACCUUUCUUUACUCCAAACCCCUACCAAGUGCUUCAAAAUGACAGAGAAGUAAUGGAGUCUGCAGCAAUACCCAGAGAACCAAAGCCUCCUCCGAUAUUUGUGAAAAAUAUAAAAAAUUUCCAGAUGUUCUGCACCCAACUAAAUAAAAUCUGCUCUGGCAGUUAUUCAUGCCUUAACAGGACCAAUGACACCAAAAUAACACCUGAUUCUGCAGAAGCCUACCGAAAAAUAGUGAAGUACUUAUCAGAAACAAAUGCGAAUUUUCACACUUACCAGCUGAGGCAGGAAAGAGCUUUACCAGUAGUGAUAAGAAAUUUACAUUCCUCAACCCCCACUGAAGUUAUUAAAGAAGAACUAACGACGCUUGGUUUCAAUGUACGCCAGGUAACAAACGUUUUGAAGGAGGACAGGGAGCAGUCAGGAUUACGAAAUAGGAUCCCACUACCAUUGUUUUUCGUGGACUUGGAGCCAUCACCAGGUAUCGAAAAAAUAUAUGAUAUCACAAGAAUAUACUACACAAUGGUGAAAGUUGAGAAGCCAUAUCCCAAGAGAGACAUCGUGCAGUGCCAUAAUUGUCAAACCUAUGGCCACACGAAAACAUAUUGCCACCAUCUGCCGCGUUGCGUGAAGUGCGGUGAACAGCACAAAUCUGUAGAGUGCACCAAACCUAUACAAGAUCCAGCAGUAUGUGCCCUAUGCUUGGAGGGACACCCGGCCAACUACAAAGGCUGCCAAAUUUACAAGAAUCUCAAAACCAGACACCAGAAAAACCGGAUUCAAGAUGAAGCACUAAGAACAAGAAGAGAGAGAGAGCCUUCCAGAAUUGUAAACAAUGAUGUAUCAUUCUCUCAACUACUUAGAGGUAAGACUUUAACCGAUAAAUGUCAAGCCCUGCCACAACAACCUCAAACCCAACCUCAAAAUCCUCUUCAUCCUAAUAUACCUAACCACCAACAACAAAGUCCUCAUAUUCCUCCUCCUUCAAAUGCAACAGAUCUCACAAGUUUGUUAGCAUCUUUCCUCACCGAUUUCAAAUCCCUUGUUACUCCACUCAUAUCACUCCUCACGAAUCUCGUAUCUCACCUUAUCCCUCCUUUGAAAAAUCCUUAAAUGACUCACAUCCCUAAACCCAUAUCCAUUCUCCUUUGGAAUGCGAAUGGUGUUAGAAAUCAUACAGACGAACUAUCUACUUUACUACUUGACAAGAACAUUGAUGUGGCACUAAUUACUGAAACUCGACUAACCACUAAACAGCACUUCAAUAUACCACAAUACCUGACAUAUCGUACUGACCACCCUGACGGAAAAGCACAUGCCGGUACUGCUGUAAUUGUACACCAAUCCCUCUCCCAUCACGUACUCCCAUUACCAAUACAUGAUUUCCUACAGUCCACCGCUAUCGUGAUAAAAACCUUCUCCUUUCCGGUCACUCUUGCAUCAGCGUAUUGCCCUCCUAACCGAUCCAUAUCCAAUGCCCAAUUCAGUUCUCUCCUCGACUCCUUAGGACAUCACUUCAUCUUGGGUGCAGACCUAAAUGCCAAGCACCAACAAUGGGGUUCCAGAACCACGAAUUCUCGCGGCCGAACCCUGCUGUCUGCACUCAAUUCCCAACGUUUUCACCUCCUUUCCCCCAACUCUCCUACCUACUGGCCCACAGAUCCCAACCGUAAUCCUGAUCUUCUUGAUUUCUUUAUCCACAGCGGCUUAAGUCCCCUCAAUUGUUCCAUUACACGUCUUAAUGAACUUUCCUCUGACCAUAGUCCUCUAAUCCUUAAUGUUUCACGUGAACCUGUUCCCAAACCUUCUCCACCGUCAUUCAUUAGGGGCCCAGUAAACUGGGACCUUUUCCGCCAAAUAAUCUCCGAUAAUAUUAAUCUCAACAUAUCCCUCAAAACUCCCGAUGACCUUGAUAGUGCCGUAAAUUCCUUUACUACCACAAUCCAACAAGCCGCCUGGACUGCCUCCUUCCCAAAAGACUCCUCCAGAAUUCCUAUAAAGACCAUUCUACCCCAACACAUCCUUAACCUAAUCCGCACCAAACGCCGUGCCAGAUUAUUAUGGCAACGUACCCGACAUCCUACCGACCGCUGCUCCUAUAAUUACUACUGCAAACAAUUAAAACUGGAAUUAGCCACCUUCAGAUCACAAUCCUUCAACUCCUACCUAUCCUCCCUCUCUUCUCGCGACAAUUCCCUUUGGAAAACCACAACAAAAAUCCUAAAUCCUCACCGCAUUUCCCAUCCUCUCCGACGAGGUGAUGGCUCCUGGGCAGCAUCUGACGAAGAUAAAGCUGAGGAGUUCGCCAUUCACCUAUCCAAUACAUUUAUUUCACAUCCGGAAUCCCAUCCUGCCCACACCGUAACAGUAGAAGAACUCCUUACAUCACCAAUCCCACUUUCCUUGCCCCCAAAAGCUAUUCAUCCUUCCGAAGUAAAAUUUCAAUUAAAAAAACUAAUCCUCCAUAAAGCUCCUGGACAUGAUCUCCUUACACCUCAAAUCCUUCGACAACUUCCAUCCAAAGCAGUCAUAUUCCUUACAUAUAUCUACAAUUGUAUCCUACGCACCACCCACUUCCCUCUGUUAUGGAAACACUCCACUAUUAUCCUUUUCCCAAAACCAGGAAAACCUCUCAAUAGCUCAACAUCCUAUAGACCAAUCAGCCUACUCCCAAUCCUUUCAAAAAUUUUUGAAAAGAUCCUUUUGAAACGAAUCCUACCCAUUAUAGAAUCCCAAAAUAUCCCUUCCCAUCAGUUUGGUUUUCGCUCUCAACAUUCUAC
Molecule: messenger RNA, 8590 nt
Organism: Nezara viridula (southern green stink bug)
Lineage: Eukaryota; Metazoa; Arthropoda; Insecta; Hemiptera; Pentatomidae
Source: the annotation of a GenBank genome assembly